This is a messenger RNA of Nematostella vectensis (starlet sea anemone), 2883 nucleotides long. RefSeq names its product tRNA (uracil-5-)-methyltransferase homolog A. The record is from RefSeq and is a predicted model, not a curated record. The transcript has 23 exons. The coding region runs from base 113 to 2362 and encodes 749 amino acids. Gene Ontology annotation, biological process: RNA processing. Gene Ontology annotation, molecular function: RNA methyltransferase activity; RNA binding. Lineage: Eukaryota; Metazoa; Cnidaria; Anthozoa; Actiniaria; Edwardsiidae.
AUUGUUUGUUUGAUUUUUUCCAUCACUGUGAUAAAACAACCAGUUGCCUGUGGUUUUCACUUUCCGAAUAAGAUUGGGUCGAGUACCGAGUUGAGGCCAUGCGAAAAACAAUAUGGCGGCGAAGAAAGAUGUUAACAAACCCAAUGUUUGUCAAGAAGAAUCUGAUACCACAACUUCUAAACAAGCCUCUUUCGACGCUUCUAGCACGGGAUAUGUUCCUUUAGAUAUGAAGGAAGGAGAAUCAACUGAUAAAAAGCCAGAUCUUGUAGAAUACACAAAUUCGGAAACUGAUGACGAUGUGAUCUUGGAGAAAAAGUUUAACACAUCGGAGAGCGCGGCCUCUCUUACAAGCGAGGAUAAAAACAAUACUCUCCCUGGUCAACCAGGAAAUGAUGGUGAUUCCAUUACUACGACAGAGGCGAAUCCUUUGAGUGUUUCAACUGCAGAAGUGAGCAAAAAUACAACACCAUCUUUACCAAUGGAAUCUGAGAGUCAGGGUACAACAACAGCUACCAGUGCAUCCUCAUCUUCAGUGAGUGCACCAGAUCCUGUAGCAGGACCCUCGACAGACCCUGAACAAGCUGAGGACAAAAGCUACUUGAAUUCAGCUGAGUAUGCCUACACAAAGAGAGCGGAGUUUACGUCUGAAAUAUUCAAGAUUGAGAUCAACAAUUUACCAAAGUUGCCAAGGGGUUUCGGCUUUAAGCAAUUCAAGAAAAUGAUUGAGAAUCAGAUAGCCAAUCACAAAGAGUCUUUCAAACCAGUGAAGAUUAAACUUGUGCCCCCACCAGCAAACUGUGCUUUUGUGACCUUCAGAAAUGAGGAGGAAAGAAUGAAAGCCUUGAAGAUUCUGUCAGGAUCAAAAUGGAGGGGGAAAAUUCUUCGUACAAAAUUGGCAAAGGCUCUGAAGGAUCCUGUAGUUGUUAAGCAGAAGGCAGCAGAGGGAAAAGAAAGAAAAAGAAUGAUUCAAGAGGCUGCUGAGAGGAAUCCUGAUGCCAAGAGGGCAAAGACCGGAGGGGAUAAAAAUCAAGUUGACUUCUUUGCCAGGUUAAAUGACUCUGUCACACCGUUAUGGUCAAAGCCUUACUCUGAACAACUGGAGUUCAAGAAUCAGAAGAUUGAGGAAUUCUUGAAAAAACUCACCAAGCAAAUAAAGGAUAUGAUGGAGUUGAAGGGUACAUGGGUUGAGGAAGAGAGUAAAGUGAGAAAUGGUAUUUGCUGUGAACUACAGAAGUGUGAAGAGUCGCCUAUUGUUGAUGGCUAUCGCAAUAAAUGCGAGUUCACUAUUGCUGAGGGGCCAAAAGGAGCAAAAACUGUUGGAUUUAGAGUAGGAUCUUAUAAAGAGGGAUACAGUGGUGUUAUUGAGCCUUUUAAUUGCUGUCACAUAUCAAAAACAGCCAAGAAAGUUGCUAGUGCAUUCCAGAAGUAUAUAAGGAACUCCCCCUUGCCAGAGUAUGACCUAUGCUUUCAUACUGGACAUUGGCAGACACUAACUGUUAGGUCUACUGUGCUGGGGGAAAGCAUGGCCAUUGUUCAAUACAACCCCCAGAAGAUGAGUGCAACGGAAAUAGCAACAGAAAAUGAUAAGAUCAGGAGAUACUUUUUGGAAGGAGAAGGAAAAGAGUGCAACCUCACAUCAUUGUACGCUCAAGUGAAUGCAACAAGAGCUGUUGGUUGCCAGUCACCAGCUCCAUUUACACACCUACUUGGAGAGAAGGUUAUUCAUGAGGUCAUUUGUGAUGUAAAGUUUGGGAUAUCACCAAAUGCAUUCUUCCAAGUGAAUUCUAAAGCAGCGGAGAAGAUGAUUCACAUAAUCAGUCGAUGGAUGGGGGAGCAGAAAGAGACCACACUUCUAGAUAUCUGUUGUGGGACUGGCUCGAUUGGUCUUUGUCUAGCAAAGUACGUAUCGAAAGUGAUUGGAGUUGAAGUGAUACAGAGCGCUGUAGAAGAUGCCAAACAGAAUGCCAUCAUGAAUGGUAUCACCAAUGCCGAGUACGUAUGCGGUAAAGCUGAAGAUGUCUUCACCUACAAGAGCAUGAAGAGGCUACGAAGAUUCACUCAGUGUAUUGGGAUCAUGGACCCACCGCGCGCAGGAGUUCACAAAUCUGUGAUCGAUGCGAUCCGCAAGUACGACAAGCUGGACAAGUUGAUCUACGUGUCGUGCGCUCCCGACCACGCCAUUCCCAACUUACUCGAUUUGUGCCGUCCGACUUCCAAGCGAGUGAAAUCCGUUCCAUUCCGUCUUGUGAGUGCUGUCCCCGUUGACUUGUUUCCGCACACCAAGCACUGCGAGCUCCUCAUGCUCUUCCAGAGAGACAAGCAGACGUACGACGCGCAGAAGUUCUACAAGUUCUUCUACUAGGGGUUCUACAAGUUCUUCUACUAGGGGUUCUACAAGUUCUUCUACUAGGGGUUCUACAAGUUCUUCUACUAGGGGUUCUACAAGUUCUUCUACUAGGCGUUUUCAAUCUCUACAACAAAAUGGUGUUCCGAUCCAGGGCGUAUAGAUUGUAUUCCCCCAUUGUAUUCCCCCAGUCCGCCCCUGAUUUAAAGAUCUCCAAUUCAAAUAUGUUAUCCAUAAGAUGUAUAAUGUUUGGUAUUCUGCAGAAAGAAAACCGCCAAUUAGCUAGGCUUGCUUAAACCACAAGAGUACUCAUUGAAUUAGUAUUAAUUAUAAAGCCACCAUUUUGAGAUAUGAGAUACGUUUUCUUGUCUUUUUGUGUAAUCGUUCAUCCUGUGGACGACUUUUGUUAUUUAUGAUUGUUUUGAUUGUAGACUCUCAUGACAUUGUUUACAUACACUGUUAGAUAUAGUGUAUACUAAGUAUGUUAAAACUCCAUCGUUAUUUAAAGAAUUUAAUAAAAAGGAGUAAAUCCCAGGAAA